GCCAGAAUCGAACCAUCUUUCUGCAGACGGAGUAAACUAAGACGAAAGCCAAAGGGCAAGAGGAUAAGAGGAUUCAAGGGAAGGGAAGACAAAGAGCAAGAAAACACUUUGAGGAAUGCCAAGUAGCAAAAACAUACUUGGCUGAAGUGCAGGUUUUGGCUUUUUCGUCCUGCAUCCAAAUCAGAUAUAUUACAAACUGCAGAGUUUCAAAGAUCACAUCGCUGUAAACAAAAUGAGCUUUUGGAUUUCUUUAAAGAAUGUUCCUGCUUUUAAGACCGCCUCAUGGGACAUAUGAAGGAAGGAAGGAGGGGCACAUAAAGUCAUUCUCCAUUCUCCCAGCGUUUCCUUUUAACUUAAACAGCACAGGUCUGAGUGCACACACAAAUCUCAUAGGUAGACAGAGCUUACAAAACUUUGAUCAUUAUAAAUAGCUCAUGACACUUCAAGUCAAACAAAAAUAUCUGUGCUGACAGCUGUUGGAGUGGUAGAUGAACACUGGGAGAACUUCAAAGCUGGAUCCAGAUUACAUAAAAGGACUUUUAUCUUAAAUGAACACCAUAUCUUAAUUAUUUCAGUGUCUCCAGCAGCCUCACAUGCACAUUUACUGACUUGCAAAUUUUACAAACCCACUUAAGGAUUUAUUAAAACUUUAAAAGCACCAGACAGACUUAAUUAAAAGGAGCCACCGCUCCAUAUCUGAACGCCAUGGAUGGAAAAACCGACAGCAUCCAGGAGUUUUUCAACCAACUCUGGAACUUUGCUACAGAAAAACACAACCAGGGGGUCUACAAUACGGUCUGUCUGAUCGUCCUCCUGACGCUCCCCCUGCUUGUCCUCCUCACAACCCUGGUGGUGUGCUGUCACUGCUGCUGCUGUCGCCAUGCCAACAGCUGCUGUUGCUGCUGCUGCCGAGACUCUAUGGCAACCACAAGGUCAGAAACAAAGAAGAAGAAGAACUCAGCCAAUAAUAGUGACGACCUGUGGAUCUCUGUCAAGACGGGGCCGAUGACACCAGACAGGGUCGCUCUGGCUAUGGUGUAGGACACCAAUUUUUCAUUUAGUCUGGGACAGCUGACCCAUCUGGACAUUUAAUGGAGAUAUCUAAUGGAGAUAUUCUCAAACUUGUGGCCUCUGAGGAAGCUGAAGGCAUUACUGGAUUGAAUGGGAAGGAUCACAUAAUGUCUCAGUUGUUAAAUUGUUUAAAACUUUGUAAACAGUGUACAGAUUCUUGUCUUUUUUAUUCAUUUGAUGUCAUUUGAGGAAAAUGUUUACAGCAUUUUGUAUGAUCUUUUUGGUGUUUGGUACAUAAUGGAAUAGACAUACCUUUGACUGUAGAUGGAUGACACAUUUCCACCUCCUCCCAAUAUACAAAAGUGAAGCCAAAAUACCCCCAGGGUGGGUCCUGACAUCUUGCAGGAGAGCUCUGUGCUUAGGAUUCAGCUGGUCGCGCUGUGUUAUUGACGUCCAGGUCCUUUUGGCUAAACAAAACAGACAUUUAACUUACAGAUGGAACAGCAAAUAUCCAUCAGGUUGGUGAAGUCCACAGCAGAGCAGCUUUUUGUAUCAGUUUGAAGCAGACAAUCAUGUUGAGGAGAGUUCAAUGACUGUUUUGUUUGUGUUCGCUCUUGUCGUUGCUGCUCAACUCUGCUAAUCCACGGCACUACAGAAGCCCGAUUGUCCACAGAGCUGUCUACGAUGGUGUUAAACUCCUUUAAAUCAUAUAAAUAACUAAUCAAAUUAAACUUCUCAGUAAAAAUGAAUAUGGAUAUAAAUCAGCAUUAUAAUAACUUAUGAUUUGAUGUGUAUUUCGAUUUUUAAAUUUUGACUCAUGUCUCAUCUGUUAACAUGGGAGAAGUGGGUUUUGAGAUCUAUACUGCAGCCAGUCGGCAGAGGGAGCUCCAAAUGUUUUGGCUUCAUUUUUGGGAACUGUCAUGCCGUCAGUCAGUCAGUAUUUUUCUUACAGUCAAUAAGACGUGUGUGUGUGUGUGUGUGCGUGUGUGUGUACGUGUGUGUGUGUGAGUGGUGUUAGAGAGAGAGAGUGUGUAAGAAAGAGAGAAGUACAGUGUUAUUGAGAGCACUUUGUUCUUCGAGCUCCCUUGUGAAAUUCAUUGCGUCUGUAUUUGGGAAAGAGAGCCAAUUUAAGCUGUGCCCGGUGUUCAGACAGCUGUAAUGGUUCCCACUCUUCACACUCCGGGCUGGUGAUUGACUCUUUGUAAAGUUAAAGCCUCUGUCUUCCAAAAAGUUUCACAGGACACAGUGAGAAGACUUUCUACUGUUACUUUACUUUUUAAAAAUUUAACAAUGUAGACUCAAGAGAGGCCCUUCUCUUAGUUUUGAGAAUGUUGUAGUAUUCAGGCCCUGUGAGCUUUACAGGCAGAGUUCACCCUCCAAAAAGUAAGAGUGCAGUCUGGUAUCCUUCUCAAAUUGAGUAACAGAACUUCCAACUAACAUUGGAGAACAAUCAUUGUAAAAUGUAUCAUGUCUACUGGACCUGUAUUUAUUUAAUUUUUGGAUUAAAGUAAAAUAUAUGAAUAAAUAAACUGCACUUUGUUGAAAUGCUC
This is a messenger RNA of Notolabrus celidotus (New Zealand spotty), 2561 nucleotides long. RefSeq lists its product as uncharacterized. The transcript has a single exon. Bases 706 to 1041 code for a protein of 111 amino acids. The record is from RefSeq and is a predicted model, not a curated record. Lineage: Eukaryota; Metazoa; Chordata; Actinopteri; Labriformes; Labridae.